Molecule: messenger RNA, 2007 nt
Organism: Rotaria sp. Silwood2
Lineage: Eukaryota; Metazoa; Rotifera; Eurotatoria; Philodinida; Philodinidae
Source: the annotation of a GenBank genome assembly
AUGACUUUACCAAAACAAAUUUUAGGAACAAUUUUCCGAUUCUCUUUUAUUUCAUUUAUCUAUGGAUUUCUUCUACUUAUUCUUCCAUGGUUGGGUGCAAUAAGCAAAAGAAAUAUUCGAACUCGUUUUCGUUUAUUAAUUCUUCUUACUGGUCUUAUUAGUCUUCUCGCUAUUACUUCUCAAAUAAUCUUUCAAUCAAUUCUUCUUGCAAACAAACCAUAUGGUCAUACGCUUGAUAAUUGUACUAAAACUACUGAAAUUCUUCGAUAUUUUGGUUUAGAACGUUUGGAUAAUUCCAAUGCUAUUCGAGUCUUACGAUUGAUAUUUCCUGAUAUUGUCAUAUUUGCUAUAUCGACAAUCUGUUUUUUUGUUAUUCGACGUACAUUAAUAGUUUUAAGACGACGUCAAAGUGAAAUUCAAUCUUCCAUAACAUCAAAUGCCAUAAAUUUAUCACCAUCAAUUGAUAGUAGUACUAGUACAACACAUAAAAGAAUUUCUUGGCCACGAUUAUUAUCAAUAGUAAGACGUAUACGUCUAUUUAUUCAAUUUAUUAUUGUCGGUCUUGCUGCAUUUGUUUAUCCAAGUAUAAUUAAUUCCAUAUAUUUUAUUUUCUUCCUUAUUAUCGCUUUUGUAUGGUCAUUAUCUAUUAAAUUUGGUAAAAAAUUUGCAUUCGUUCGUGCUUCAUUAGUCAUUUAUACGGGCAUGCAUUUACUUACUCUAUACCUAUAUCAAUUUACAUUUUUUCAAGAAGCUUUACCACCAUUAUCAUUAUGGAGCAAUAUCACGGGCCUAACAGCAAUUGUAACAAAUAAUUGUACGAGUAGUGAACCAUAUGUUGCAACUAAUCUUACAUGGAAUGAUUAUGUUAAUCCAUGUGCAAUUUUGCUUCUUUACUUUUAUUUUGCUUUUGAAACGAAUCGAGCAUUUUUUCAACGAAAAGUACGAUCAAAUACAACAACAAUACAAUCUCUUGAACAACAGAGUUUGGUUGUCACUGUCGAAAGACCAGAUAUAUUAGAGCAAAAUUCUCGAAGUUUACAACGUCGAUGGAGUUUCGAACAAUCUGGUGAUCAAACAUGGCAAGGACGAAUAAUUUUUGUCAUAUUAUCAUUACUUCGUGUAUUAGAACGACAAAGUUAUUUAUUAUCCUUGAUUGCUAUGCUGGCGUGGAGUAUAACAUAUCAUAGUUUAUUAACAUUAAUAUUUCUUCUUUGGGCAUGUCUUCUUUGGGUGUUACCCAAUUCUCGAAAAUGGUGUUUAAGAAUGAGUCCAUUUUUUACAAUUUAUGGUGGAAUAUUAUUAAUAUUACAAUAUAUAACUGGUUUUACAAUAAGUUUUGAUCAAUUUAAAUUCGGCUAUGAUCGUCGUACAAUGGAACAAAUUGGUAUUCAAACAAAUGAUUAUUAUCCAGCAUUUGUUCCAUUACUUGUUAAAUCUUUAUAUAUGAUGAUUUUUUGUUUAACAUUUCGACAAUAUAUAAAUGAAAGACGAAGUCUUAAUAUUCCAUCAACUGAAGGUCAUCGAGUCAGUAUAUCAGCUAAUUCAUAUGCUGGACGACUGGGACGAUGGUUUAUUAGUUUUUUAACAAAAUAUUGGAUAUUUGUUUCAUGUGGAAUGAUUUUACUUGUUAGUAUUCGCGGUACUGUAGUGAUUUAUCGAAUAAUCUAUAUGAUCUUCUAUUUAUUCUUCAUACUUUCAUUUCAAAUUUCAUUUGGAUUUUGGCGAAAAACAGCAUCUACGUUUCAUUUAACUAUUAUUAUCUAUUCAAUGAUUAUUUUAAUUGGAUUAUAUAUUUAUCAAUUUGAAUUAGUUAAUGAAUUUUUAUCAGCUAAACUUAGUAAAGAAUUACUUGCAUCAAUUGGACUUGAAGUUGUUCCAUCAGAAGUUUUGGCUGUUAGAUUAUUGACACCAAGUGCAUUUCUUAUUGUUAAUAUAAUGCAACUGUAUUAUUUUCAUGCUGAAUGGAUGAAAUUAAUAACAAUGCCCAGAGAAUUCGGAUUAAUGUAG